Sebastes umbrosus (honeycomb rockfish) is the source of this 2513-nucleotide messenger RNA. It is a transcript of the gene rundc3ab, whose product is annotated as RUN domain containing 3Ab. Lineage: Eukaryota; Metazoa; Chordata; Actinopteri; Perciformes; Sebastidae. Gene Ontology annotation, cellular component: cytosol. The record is from RefSeq and is a predicted model, not a curated record. The transcript has 11 exons. The coding region runs from base 158 to 1453 and encodes 431 amino acids.
GAUGUCUCCAGCUGUGUGUCCAGCUGUGCAGGCAGCAGCAGCAGCAAUAGCCUCCUCUCUGGUGUCCAGCAGUGGAUGAGGAGGACCGGUGGUGGACAGACAGGACAGGGAGGGGUCCUUUCAUAUCAGGGCUGCCUCCUCAUCCUCCUCCUCCUGGAUGGAGCCCGGCUGUGGGCAGGCAGCGAUGGCCAUGGAUGGAGAUGAGUCGAAAAGAGCGUCGGUUCGUAAUGUGGCUGUGGAGCGAAAAAACCUCAUCACCGUCUGCAGGUUUUCUGUAAAGACGCUGUUGGAGAAAUAUACAGCCGAGCCCAUCGAUGAUUCCUCUGAGGAGUUCAUCAAUUUCGCAGCCAUCCUUGAACACAUCCUCAGCCACCGUUUCAAAGGCUCUGGCAGCUGGUUUGAUGGUCAGAGGAGUUAUUGGGACUACGUCCGUCUGGCCUGCGCUAAAAUCCCCAACAGCUGCAUCAGCAGCAUCGAGAGCAUGGAGAACAUCGGCACCUCACGAGCCAAGGGGCGAGCCUGGAUAAGAGUAGCUCUAAUGGAGAAGAGGUUGUCUGAAUACAUCGCUACUGCUCUGAGGGACAGCAGGACGACCAGGAGGUUCUACGCAGAGGGAGCCAUCGUGUUAAGAGAGGAAGCAACAGUCCUAACAGGGAUGCUCAUAGGUCUCGGAGCCAUAGACUUUAGUUUCUGUCUGAAAGGGGAGGCCUUGGAUGGGAAAUCUUCUGCCGUGAUUGACUACACACCGUACUUGAAAUUCACACAAAGCUAUGAUUACCUGAGUGAUGACGACGAUCAACAGAGUGUUGACAGCAGCUUAAGCGACGACAGCGUCCCUGAACACCCCUACAUCCCCCUGCUCACUGACGAGGAGAGCUGGAGCACAAAGUGUCGCAAGAUGGAGCAGCGGUUCAAGAUCGUCAACGCUCAAAAGGGUUACCUGGAGGAGCUUGUGCGCCUGCGUGAGUCCCAGCUGAAGAACACAGAAACAGAGAACAAGAGGCUAAAGGGCCGACUGGAGGAGCUACAGAGCCACAGCACACAGGAGAAGAAGGAGCUGGAGGUCAUCGUCCUGGAGCUUCAGGAGCAGCUGACAAGCUUGAUUCCAUGUGACUCCAACCACCUGGCCAAAAACCUCCCAAUCCCUUUGGUCAACCAGUGGCCGACGCUCCAGCCAUACAACAGCCAAGACGACGUCAAACUGUUCCGCAGGAGGAGUUUCCCCAGCACAGAGCUGCUGUCAGUGGAAAUCAGCCUGGAUUCAGACUCCCAGAGGAUUGAGGGGAAACAUAAUGGAGCCUGGUGCACAGACAAGGACUACACCCCCUCCAUGAUGGGCCUGUGUGGGUCCUUGGCGUCCCUCCCAAGCUGCAAGUCUCUGGCUAGCCUCAAGUCCAGCGAGUGCCUGGUCAACAUCAGCACAGAGAACAGUCCUGCCCUCUCUCCCAGCUAGGGGGCGCCAAAGAAACACUGCCAACCACUUAACUGACACUGAGACAAUUCAACAUGAAUACAAAGAGACUACUUUUGGGAGGUGGACAAAUGCUGUCUUUUGUGUGCUCCUUACGUGAGUCCCUUUACCUUUACGCUCUGAGUCUCAACUUACACCUGUUAAGCAUUUUGUGAAAGAGUAGCCUCCCUGUCUGGGACUGUCCAACAAAGAUGCAGGAAUAGCUGUUGUACUGCCUGACAGCUUCCUGCAGUCUCACUGUCUUUAAUUGUCUUGACAUGAUUAAGCCUCCUGGAAUGCAAACAACUGGUUCAAGUUUGACCUCUCUUACGUCAUGAUGCUUGAUUUUGUGCAAUUACAGUCACGUCCGUACUGGUCACAUUCAUCACUAUAGGGUUGUUCCUGUAUGUCUGUACUUGUCCAUUUGUCUGUGUCUUAUCAGUCUGUCAGUGUAUCUUAUUCUGCCUCCUGCAUAAUACUGGCAGUGCAGGGUGGAGGAGCUGUUAUAACCUUUUAGGGAACAGAAAAAAUGUUAUGCCAUAUUAUAUUAGAUAUAAGAGAGAUGGAAAGAGAGGCUUGUACUGUGCUGAGUUAAGAGGGUUUUAUGAUGAAGAUUAUUUGGAAAUUAACAGAAGCAGCUUUAUGAUAUUAGGAUAAAUGACAGCCUUAUUCAAUCAAUACAGUAGGUUAGACGCAGAUUUUAGGAUGCAACACUAAAGACCUGUCAGGCUACAAAGGUUUGCAGAGCCAGUACAAUGUGAACAUAAAAAAACAGACUGUUGCAUACAAAUGCAAAUAGCAUUAUGACUAUGCAGAAUGAAUGUUUUCAUUGUCUUUUCUACAAACCUGGCUUGAUAGCGUAGUUUGAGCAGGAGUGAAAUCGUGAAUGUGCAACGUGCGUGUGUGUCUUUUGAUUUUUUUGGGGCUUUUUAAUUUCAUGACAUACUUUUACUUUUAUCAUUUACCAUCAUGUAAAUUGCAAUCUCAUGCAGUGUUGUUGAGAGUUGGGAUACGUUGUGUUAUUUAAAACUGCAAUAAAACUGCCUUUUUUUGAAACCUUAAA